Molecule: messenger RNA, 1058 nt
Organism: Drosophila rhopaloa
Lineage: Eukaryota; Metazoa; Arthropoda; Insecta; Diptera; Drosophilidae
Gene: Jhbp6
Product: circadian clock-controlled protein daywake
Exons: 5
Coding region: 240-1058 (272 amino acids)
Source: RefSeq, a predicted model, not a curated record
UCUCUGGGCUGCCCGACAAUUGGCCAACUAACCAACUGUGCGCGAUAACGAUGACGAUGGGAUUGCGAAAUUUUUGCAAGCCACUCAAAUCAAGUUUUUCCGCCGAACGAAUGCAGCGCAGAAAAUAUGAAAAUCGCAAGUGGUUUCAUUUAGUUUUCAUUUGCGGCUCGUUGACGUUGGUCGGUAUUGAUCAGUGGUGUCGGCUCCUCAGAUAUUGACCCAAAAUUCGGACAAAUACGAUGAUGUUAGAACGGAUUGUGCUGCUGGUGGCAUUGGUACCAUUCGGAGUUCGAGGCGACGAUGGGUUUUUGACCGAGCCGCCAGAUUACAUCAAAGAGUGUAGGAUAGCCGACAGGGACUUUGUCAACUGCUCCACGCGCAGCAUCCAGCAGCUGUUCGACAAACUCAACGAUGGCAUUCCCGGGCUUACCAGCAUCAAGAGCUUCGAUCCCUUCUAUCUCAACCGCAUCCGAAUCACCCAGGGCAACAGCAACGCAAUCAACCUCAAGGUGGAGCUGGCCAACGUCAAGAUCACUGGAUUCGGGCACACGCACGUCCUGGAGAGUCAGGUGUUCAAGAAGGACUACAGUUGGAAGACCACGUUCACGCUGCCCGAGAUGAAGCUCCAGGCCGACUACAGUCUGUUCGGUCGCAUCCUACUCAUCCCCUUGAACGGAAAGGGGCAGGUGUUCCUGGACGCGGAAAACAUGACGGUGACCAUGCACACGAAGACGCGGCUCUACUCCAAGGGCGGCUUCACGUUCUACAACGUGACCGGCCUGCAUGUGGACUUCAAAAUCGAUGGCCUCAAGUCCUACUUCUCCAACCUGUUCAAUGGCAACAAGCAACUGGAGGACAGCACCAACAAGUUCUUCAACGACAACUGGCGCAUGCUGGCGGAUGCCUUGUACACGGUCAUCACCCAGACCAUCGAGGACAUCCUCCUGGACGUGCUGAAGAAGAUAUUCCACUUCAUUCCGGCCAACUUCUUUGUGAGCGACAUCCCGACGCCGGACCAGCUGUACGGGCGGGCCAAGCCGAAGCCGAGGCCGAAAUGA